CAUAACCACUUGAUGUCCAAGUCCAUACUUUUUGUUACAGGUAAAUGCAGUGCGUUGUUGCCGAAGCAGAUUUAGUGCUCUAACUCUAGAAGCAACAUCUCAAGUGAACAUAACUCAAAACAAAAUGACGGACCAUUCUGAAGAAGACCCGCGUUUCAUCAAUGCUGGGCGCAGCGAUUUGUCGUCUGGCGUCUUUUUCGGUGGUGAAGGAGGGGCUUCAUCUUCCUCUUCAGGCAGAGGAGGACACCGCUUCUAUGGCGGCGAAAAAACAGCUCCUCCACUCCACAGUGUGCUGAGGGUGCGCGUAGCCAGUAUCGUGGAUUUCGGUGCCUUUGUGCAGCCAAUAGUGGAAGACUCUAGGAGGUAUGACGACGACGACAAUGGUCCAGAAGACGACAGGAGGUAUAAACAGGGGUUAUUGCACAAGUCUCGGAUAUCUGGAACCACUAGAGUAGAGAAAAUCACCGACUUUAUCACAGAAGGCGAACAGCUUUUUGUGAAAGUGGUGGAAGUAGGAGGAGGUGGAGAAAAAGGCUCUUCAGGAGGAAAAAAAGAUGAAGAACACGAUGUCGAUGGGCCAGGAGGUGGAGCUUCAGGAUCCAGAUCUAGUUCUUCCGGUGGCAAAUACAGUGUCGACAUGCGUUUUGUGCAACAAGCGACUGGGCGAGAUCAAGAUCCCGACAAUACAGAGUACGAAAAGAAAGAGGCAGCCAGAAAAGGUGGCGGAGACAAGGGUCCUCCUGGUGGAGGCAAAGGUGAAGGCAAGAAAGGAGGUAAGAAAAAAGGUGGUUUCAGACCGGAUGACAAGAUCGAGCUCGGCGCCAUCCAUCAUAAUGUUACCUGUACACGCUGUGGCGCGACAGGACAUAUAGCGUUGGAGUGUUUUGCUUCGAAAAAGUACGAUUUGAUUCCUGAAGACGCUGAGCUCGGUGGUCGUGAUGAGAAAAAUGCAAGUGGUAGUGGCUCUGGUGCAAACAGUAUACCAAUCGGAAAAUCAUUUGGUGCUGCUGUCGCUGCACAACGAAAUACUGGUGCUGAAGGUUCUAGUACAACGGGAGGAUCCUUGUCUAUGUUUGGAGGAGGAGGACGAGGAGGAGCCUCUGGCUCUGGGACAACAGGCGACUGGGCUUCCCAAGAGGAAAAAUUGGUGAUGCGACGCCAUAUAUCAACAGAGCUAGAACUGUUCCGUGGUGUUGUCGUCCAGAGUCAGCAACCGGCAGCAAGGAGACAGAAAUUCCUAGAGGGAUUUGGAUCAGAAGCGACCGCUCUAUUCUUCUUAGACAAGGACAAUGAUCCUGCCAUAAAAAGUGCCGCAGGUGGACUAGGAAGUGAGGAGGAGAGAAAACGACAACUGCAGAUCGAGAAGAAGCGACAAGAGCGGAGUUUGAGGGAUAAGUGGGGCACUGAGCUCUUCGAAAAAGUCAAAGAAGAGGCGAAGAAGCUAAAGAAGGAGUUAGAGAAGGGUGGUAAGAAAUCGAAGAAGCAGUCCAAAGCAGACGCGAAGAUGGAUAAAAAAGCUGCAAAAAAAGCCGCAAAAGAACAUUAUGAAAAAUUGAAACUUUAGACAAAAUACAAUAUAUAUUCUAGUAGUUGUUCAAGAAUUACUUCCCUCUGUAUCCUUAACUUGAGUACUCGAACAUAUAUACGUCACUUUCAUACCCCAAAGAAGGCAGCGAAAAAAUCACGAAAGAAGGAGAAGAAGGAGCUCAAGAAAGUGCGGAAAGAGAAGAAGCACGCAGCCAAGAAGAAAAAGAAACGGAAAGACGACUCAUCAUCUUCUUCCGAUUCACCCGACUCGUCUGACGAUAGUGGCAUGUCUGACGACUCUUAGAAGUGUGACUGCAUGUAGUCAAAGCGCUACUGCGAAUGCUAAAAAACCAGUGAUGAACAAACGUCUGCUCACCCCGUUUUAUCGCCUCUUCAUCAAUGCCAGUCUACCCGUCGAAGUACCUCCUUUAACUUGAACUUAGC
Molecule: messenger RNA, 1971 nt
Organism: Amoebophrya sp. A25
Lineage: Eukaryota; Dinophyceae; Syndiniales; Amoebophryaceae
Source: the annotation of a GenBank genome assembly